Messenger RNA from Tetranychus urticae (two-spotted spider mite), 3063 nucleotides. RefSeq names its product sarcalumenin. Lineage: Eukaryota; Metazoa; Arthropoda; Arachnida; Trombidiformes; Tetranychidae. Gene Ontology annotation, molecular function: GTP binding. The record is from RefSeq and is a predicted model, not a curated record.
CUGAAAAAAGAUGAAACAGUUUACUAAUUUUUUUUAUCAUUAUUAACUAGCGACUGUACUUUCUUAAGCUGAGUUUGUGCUUAAGGCUCAAGGGUAACUUGAGGAUAAGUUAACCUUAAGACAAUUCUUAUUGAAUUGCCUUUUCUCACUCUUAGUUCUUCUUCUUCUUCUCUCUCUCUUUAAUGAAACCAGGAAAGUGUGCUUCCGAUGGAACCUGCAAAUGAACCUCGAACUUCGUUAAUUUAGUUAACCCUUUUUUACUAUUGAUAUAUUGUUAUUGUUAAUUUUAAUAAUUCCCACAACAAUCGUCAUCGUUUUAACACAGUGUGUUGUGUAAACAACGGCUAACGGUUCAACAAUUAACGAUAACAAUUUACAUUCGAAUUCAAUAGUGAAACGAGAUUAUGGUUACACCGAGAACUUGGCCUUCGGUGUUGUGUCUACUUUUCAUUGUAGCAGCCUCAUUGACGACACCAGGCCAAGUUAACAGCUCCGAAGUCGAGGUAAAAGACGAUGCUACGAAAACUGAAUGUCGAAAGCACAUUGAAGAGGCUCUCAAUAAAUACUGGGAUCACGAAACUGGAACCUACCAAACUGUGGAUGGAUCUAAGGUAAACACAGAAGAAAAAAUAGAAACGGACCAUAAAACGACAACUGCCGAACAAAAUGAAGUGAAUACGAAUGAAAAGCCUUGUGAAGACGAUGAUAAUGAUGGUAUCUGCAAUGAAGACGAAGUCGAAGAGGUUCAAGAGCCAGCGGCUCAAAUUCCAGAGACUCCUUCACAAGCAACUGCCACUAGUGAUGAUACAAAAUCUAUCUGUCCAGAUGAUGAUGGAGACGGAAUAUGCAAUGAAGAUGAGGUAGAGGAAACUGAAUCCCCAGCAAAGCAGUCAGAUGAAAAGGACAAAAAUAAGGAAGAUAAUGAAAAUGCGGUUAAUGAUGAUGAUGCAGAAGACGAAGAAGAAGAAGAAGAAAGAGAAGCCAGAAAAGUAUUAAAGAAAAAGAAGAAGGAUCGAAAACGUUCCAAACAUGACGAGGAUGAAGAUGAAGAAGAUGAUAGCAUAUCAAGACGAAAAAAGAAGCGAAAACAAAGAGUUGCUUAUGAUGAGGAUGAAGAAGAAGAAAAUGUGAAAAAGAUAAAAAGAAAAGGAAAAUCCCGAAAGCAUUAUGCUGAUGAAGAUGAGGAAGACGAAGACGGAGAAAGGGAAAACUACGAGGAUGAAGACGGAGAUGAUAGACGAUCGAGGAGACGACAUCGAGGUAAAGAAGAGAAAGAUGAUGAAAUAGUAGAAGAAAAAGAAAAAGAAAAAGAGGAAGAACAAGUCAAAAACGAGGCCAAAUCAACAAGUGAGCCAAAAGAGACACCAGCACAAACUGCCCAACCAACUCCUGUUGUUGAACCUGUGGUGGAGCCUGAGCCUGAAACUGAAUCAGACUCGACUGACAUAACAUCGGGAAAAUCGCAUGUUGACGAAAUACUCAGACUCGGUGAAAUUGGCUCAAAAGAAGAAAUUGCUGAACAAAACUUGAUUUUAUCAAUUUUCCGUGAUCUGAAAAAAAUUUAUACAACAUCGAUUAAACCCUUGGAGACAAUGUAUAAAUAUCGUGAAAUAUCUACUCGAAUCAUCAGUGACGCAGAGAUUUUCGCUCGGCCAAUGGUUCUUAUUUUAGGUCCCAAAGGAAGCGGAAAAACCUCACUGGUUAACUAUUUACUUGGUCUUCAGGCAACUCCUUGGCAAUUAAAUACAGGAAUUUCAACGAGUUAUCCUCAUUUCACUUUAUUGGUCCAGGGUGAUACUUUCACAAAGCUAAGUCCAACUGAGCUUUCAGCUGACUUUACCUUUUCUGGUCUCCAACAAUUCGGUCAACACUUUGUUGAACAUCAUCUUCAAGCUUUUAAAAUGCCUCUUGAUGUCUUACAAAAGAUGACAAUUGUGGACUGUCCGGGUUUCAUUGAUGACAGUUUAAUGCCUAAGGAGCCGGGAAAAGGCAUUGAUGGUGAAGUUUACCAAUGGUUUAUUGAUAGAAGUGAUGUCAUUUACAUAAUGAUUGACGUUAACCAACUUCAUUUAACCAAUAAUUUACACUCCCUCCUGGAACAAUUAAGAGGUCGUGAUGUUAGGUUCAUUAUUUCCAAAUCUGAUUCAGUAACGCAUUCACAAAUUGUUACCUUGAUUGGACAAUUAUUAUGGGCCUUGUCUCCUCUUAUGACCAACAACCAGCCUCCUCAAGUCUUUGCAUUAACAACUCAAAUGGAAACUUAUGAACCUUUCCUUGAUCUUCAAGAACAAGAAUGGCUAAAAGAUUUAUCAAACCAAGUUUCCGGAUUAGCUCGUGUUGAAUCUCACAUAGCUGAGGUUCGCCGUCAUGCAGUGCGUGUACGUAAUCAUGCCAAAAUAAUUGACUGUUACCUGUCUACCUAUUACCGAAAUAAAGGAUUAUUCAUGUUUGGAACGUCCGCCAAGAAGUUCGCCUCCGAGAUUACAGAAAAUCCUAACCAAUACCGAGUCUUUAGUGGAGCACUGGCUGCUCAAGCACAGAAUAUAUCUAGAUAUGAUCUUCCAGAUCCUGAAUUGUAUCGCGAUUUCUUCCGAUCCAAUAAUCUCCUUGAUUUCAAACAAUUAUCAGCAACAUGUUCAUUUUUCAAAGGUUGCCCAUUGGAUAAAUUAGACGUUGCCAUUUCAUAUCAACUUCCAGAUCUUGUCUCUAAAUAUAAGAGGCUAACCAAAUUCAAGACAAACUAAAGUAAAAAAGCAACAAUAUUGAUUUACAAAUUAAAAAAAAACAAAUUACCACUUCUUUUGAUCUUCUCUUUCUCCUUUACUCUGUCUCGAAUCCUCUAUUUUCCUCCAAAUCUCAAAAUCCCUCUUCCCACUCAUCAUUUCUUCCUCUUCUUCAUUCCUUAUUCUUUCUUUCCUCCCCUCCUUACACCCUUCCUUCUUCACCACCUAUCCUCUUCUCAAUCUUCAAAUCUUCUAAAGUUUUGCAUAGAGUGACAACUCCUAGACAACGGGACACCAAUGCCUUCCAAAAUUGAAAAUAAAUUAUCUUUCUUCCUUAUUA